UCUAUUUAAUAUUGUUUCUGUAUGUGUCUAUAAAUGAAUAUUUUAAUCAAUUUUAUUCUAAUUGCCUGGUAAAUAUUUCCUCUCAAGGGUAGGAAGCCUGAUUAUUUAUAGGUUCCUCUUAAUAAUUUGCUUUUUUUUUUACAGUGAAUCCUUCCUUCAUUGUAAGUCAUCCUUGCACUACUUUAUUGACUUUUAUACAUACCAAAGUACAUUUGUGUAGCCAUAAUCAACAUUAUUUAAUUUUCUGUUUAAUAGAAUUAGCUGCUCCAAUCUGCCAUUUUCUGUUCCUGAGUAAAUCUCUUGCGUCCCAAGUCCGUGGUUUCAUCACAGGCUCUAUUCCGUCCGUUGGCACACCGCCUCGGGGUAACGAUGGCCACAGAGUCCACAGCCACUGCCGCCAUCGCCGCGGAGUUGGUUCCCAUCAACAAAAUUGAAGAAGAUGCUCCUGCUCCUUCUACCUCUGCAGAUAAAGUGGAGAGUCUGGAUGUGGAUAGUGAAGCUAAGAAACUAUUGGGUUUAGGACAGAAACACCUCGUGAUGGGGGAUAUUCCAGCAGCUGUCAAUGCAUUCCAGGAAGCAGCUAGUCUUUUAGGUAAGAAGUAUGGAGAAACAGCUAAUGAGUGUGGAGAAGCCUUCUUUUUCUAUGGGAAAUCGCUUCUGGAGUUGGCAAGAAUGGAGAAUGGUGUGUUGGGAAAUGCCCUGGAAGGUGUGCAUGUGGAAGAGGAGGAAGGAGAAAAAACAGAAGACGAGUCUCUGGCAGAAAAUAAUGAUAAUAUAGAUGAGGAAGCAAGGGAAGAGUUGAGAGAACAGGUUUAUGACGCCAUGGGAGAAAAAGAAGAAGCCCAAAAAACAGAAGACAAGUCUCUUGUAAAGCCUGAAACUGAUAAAGAACAGGAGCUUGAAAUGGAGAAGGGUGGAAGAGAAGAUAUGGUUAUAAGUGAGCUUACAGAGGAGCAACAGGAAAAAGUUCAGUCACCACCAGAUCAGCUAAUUGAAACCGCUGAAGAGGCAAAAGGAGCAGCAGCACCAGAAGGACUGAACGAAGCUGAAGUCAAUUCUGGGAAGCCAGAACAGGAAGUACCAGAUACUGAGGAAGGAAAAGCAGUAUCUGGAAUAGAUAUCCAAGAAGAAGAGUGCAGAGAAAAAGGUCAGGAGAAACAGGGAGAGGUAUUUGUGAGCAUAGAGGAAGAACCAAAAGAAGCUUCAGAAGAGCAGCCUGCUGUGACUCUAGAAGAGCAGGCCACUGCAGUGGAGGUAGAAGCAGAACCUAUAGACCCAACGAUCAAGCCGGUGCCUGUGGGUGGGGAGGAACCAAAUGAGCAGGUAGCUACCUCUGAUAAAGAACCAGGGAAGGCUCUUCUUGAGGAGCAGCUGAUAGUGCAAGAAGUGCCGCUUGCUGAAGAGUCACCACAGGUGACACCAGAGGCUGCAGAGGCAUUGGCUGUGGAGGCUGGAUCAGGAGACUCUGAGAAGCCCAGACAGGAGGCCACAGUCAAUGGACUGUCCACUGCAGGAGACCAGACUCCUAUUGAACCACAGACAACUUCUGCAGAAGGACUGACAGAAACAAAAGAUGGCUCUGGAGUAGAGGAGAAGGUCAGGGCAGAGCUGGUUCCUAGCCAGGAGACUCAGCUGUUCAUAGAAGAGUCUGAGACAGCUGGAGAUGGGGUUGAGACCAAGGUAGUCAAGGAGGCUACUGAGAAACCACCUGAAGACAAAGUUAAGAUAGCUGCUAAUGAAGAGACACAAGAGAAAGAAGAACAGAUGAAAGAGGGUAAAGAAACUGAAGGCUCAGUAGAGGAGGAUAAAGAAAAUGACAAGGCUGAAGAAAUACCAAAUGAUUCCGUUGUUGAAAAUAAGUCUCUUCAAGAAAAUGAAGAGGAGGAAAUUGGGAACCUAGAGCUUGCCUGGGAUAUGCUGGAUUUAGCGAAGAUCAUUUUUAAAAGGCAAGAAAAAGAAGCUCAGCUUUAUGCUGCACAGGCACAUCUUAAACUUGGAGAAGUUAGUGUUGAAUCAGAGAAUUACGUCCAAGCUGUGGAGGAGUUCCAGGCUUGCUUAAACCUGCAAGAGCAGUACCUAGAAGCCCACGACCGUCUCCUUGCAGAGACCCACUACCAGCUGGGCUUGGCCUAUGGGUACAACUCCCAGUAUGAUGAGGCAGUGACACAAUUCAGCAAAUCUAUUGAAGUCAUUGAGAAGAGAAUGGCUGUACAAAAUGAGCAGAUGAAGGAGGCUGAAGGAUCAACUACUGAAUAUGAGAAAGAAAUUGAGGAGCUGAAGGAACUGCUACCCUAAAUUAAAGAGAAGAUAGAAGAUGCAAAGGAGUCCCAGCGCAGUGGCAAUGUAGUUGAAUUGGCUCUGAAAGCUACUCUGGUGGAAAGCUCUACCUCGGGUUUCACUUCUAGUGGAGGAAGCUCUUCAGUCUCCAUGAUUGCCAGUAGAAAGCCAACAGAUGGUGCUUCCUCGUCAAACUGUGUGACUGAUAUUUCUCAUCUUGUCAGAAAGAAGAGGAAACCAGAGGAAGAGAGCCCCCGGAAAGAUGAUGCAAAGAAAGCCAAACAAGAACCGGAGGUGAAUGGAGGCAGUGGGGAUGCUGUCCCCAGUGGAAAUGAAGUUUCCGAACACAUGGAGGAGGAGGCUGAGAAUCAGGCUGAAAGCCGGGCAGCAGUGGAGGGGACAAUGGAGGCCAGAGCUACAGUUGAAAGCACUGCUUGUUGAGUGAGGGACAGAGCCUUCCUUCUGAGGGAAAGUGAUUUUGUAUAUAAUGUAUUUUUUCACUUUUGGGGAUUCUUUUUGUAUAACUUCAAUAAACAUUGUAAGCAAAAAAAAAAAAAAAAAAAAA
Molecule: messenger RNA, 2842 nt
Organism: Choloepus didactylus (southern two-toed sloth)
Lineage: Eukaryota; Metazoa; Chordata; Mammalia; Pilosa; Megalonychidae
Product: nuclear autoantigenic sperm protein-like
Biological process (GO): DNA replication-dependent chromatin assembly; CENP-A containing chromatin assembly
Cellular component (GO): nucleoplasm
Molecular function (GO): histone binding
Source: RefSeq, a predicted model, not a curated record